AGCGCAGAUCAAUGGCCAUGGGGACAGACCAGGUGGUGGGACUCAGCCUCAUUGUGGUUAGCCUCAUCAUCUUCACCUACUACGCCACCUGGGUGAUUCUUUUAAUCCCCAGCACUAACUUAGGGCAACCAUUCAUUGACAGCCAGCAUGUCAUCCACAAGUAUUUCCUGCCCCAGCCCAUGCUGUUGCCAUCCCCACUAGCUGCUGGCCUCCUGCUGCUCCUGUUGGUGGGACUGUUCAUCACCUAUGUGAUGCUGAAGAACCAGAAGGUGACCAAAAAGGCUCAGUGAGGGCCCAGCGGGGAUGCAGCUGCCU
Myotis brandtii (Brandt's bat) is the source of this 315-nucleotide messenger RNA. RefSeq names its product dolichol phosphate-mannose biosynthesis regulatory protein-like. The coding region runs from base 12 to 290 and encodes 92 amino acids. Gene Ontology annotation, molecular function: enzyme regulator activity. Lineage: Eukaryota; Metazoa; Chordata; Mammalia; Chiroptera; Vespertilionidae. The transcript is spliced from 2 exons. The record is from RefSeq and is a predicted model, not a curated record. Gene Ontology annotation, cellular component: endoplasmic reticulum membrane; dolichol-phosphate-mannose synthase complex. Gene Ontology annotation, biological process: GPI anchor biosynthetic process.